AUGAAACCAAGUAAUACAAUAUUAAACACUUCCCAGUCGAACAGUGUGGACGAUUAUGACGAUGAACCUGAUGAAUGGGACAAAAGAAUCAUUGACACCGGAUGUCAUCAAGAAAACUUGAACUUGCAACUAUGUCAUGCAGAUACUGGAGACUGGAGAAAAUGCCUAAAAGAAAUGCAAGCGUUCAGGCUUUCUUUCCUUUAUUCCAGGUUGUUUAACUACAUGCCACCGUUGAAACAGUCAAGUAGCAUACAACAUGCGAAUGGGGACCCUAAGCCUAAACCUCCUGUACCAUUCAAACUAACAUUAUACCCUCCAUCACUACGACCUGCGCAGAACCAGAACCAGAACCAGAAUCAGACCAGUUCCAAAGAAGAAGAUGUGCUGAUUGAAAUAUCCAGUGAUGAAGAGCUUGAUGGCGAUGAGAGGUAUCCUGAAGAAGCAACAAGGGACAUCAAGCAACUUAUAGAAGAGUCAACUGACAAGCAGCUAUUCCAUGCUAGAUUGAAGCGACUAGAGAAGGAUAGUUUAAACAGACUUGAGAAUAAAUGGACUGGUAUAAUAUCAAAGUACCUGAGUAUAAAUGAUGACAUGGAGAGCGACGAAAUUGACUUGGUGACGGGAGACAUUGUUACCAAUAACGGGCAUUUGAAUAGACUCAAAAGUGGUGGAAGCGGUGGUGCUAAAAGUGCUAAGAAGCUCACAGUAUUCAAGUUAUGGAAGCAGGAGGGGGAUACCAAGCAAGAUGAAGCUAUUAGAAACAGACUACGGAAACUAGAGCAGCGUUCUCUGAAACAACAGGAUAAAAAUAGGAGGCGUCGUAUGCAGAUUUCAUCACCACUGAAAUCAUCGAGUAGUCAAUUUGCUUCAAUUACAGGAGACUCAUUCCGCAAUAUCUCGCCGACUAAAGGACAAGUCCCCACUGCAGUUGAAACAGACGAAUCGCCUACCAAGAAACGAAAAAUAUUCGAUCAGCAAGUGUCUGAGACAUCUGCUUCUGAAUAUAGUGAAACUGAAAGUGAUAUAUCUAGCGAUUAUUCAAUUGAUGAUGGAAGCGAAGCUGAUAACACCGUCGAGGAAGAUGAAUCCUAUGAAGAGAACGCGAAUGAAGAGUCAAGAGAUGAGAACGAGGUGGAAGGUGCUGACUAUGUAAAUGAUGAGAAAGAAUAUCAAAUGGGACAGCUGAAUGCAAAAUAUUUCAAACAGCAGGAAUUGACACUAUUAAAUGCACCACGAUUGGGGCCAAAUAGUGGGCCUCUAGCAAGAUAUACACCAGAACCGGAGUCACUGUCAGGAAGUGACAUUCCAAGACUGAUAUCGAAAACCAAAAGAGGAUCUGGAAUUGAAUUUGGCUUGAUUUCAACAAGGCAUCAACAGCAGCGGCUGCCGGUGAAACUGAUGAAACAUCGUCAAGUAACGGACAAGGAUGAUAUAAGGGACGAAAGCGAUGACUCUGUGCAUAAUGUUAGUCAUUUAUUCUUAGAUCACUCACUGCCAAAAUCUAACAAGAACUGUAGUCGACAACUGGCAAAUGAGAGUCGGUUUGAACCUUCACCGUUUCUUGGUAAAUCGCUGCCAGCAAGUUCCCCACAAGAUGCCACUAAUAUAAAACAAAUGGAUGUAUAUGGAACACAUACAUUGACGUCGUCUUUUUCAUCAAGCCCUUCGAAGCCGCCAAAACCCGUGACCUUGCCAAGUAGCACAUCUUGUGAAUCGUUCGAGGAACAAAUCAGCAUAGUUGAAGAGCCAUACUACUUCAUGGGGAAUAGGGCCCAUACUGCUUCAUCACUGGCAUUUAAAGUUUUCAACUGCUAUGUUAACAACUGCUCAUAUUGCACCAUGAAUAAAAAAGUGUACUCAUCACAUCUUAUUAAACAUCACUCGAAGUUGCUUUACAAAUUGGGAUACCCAGUUGAACCUAAAUCUGAAUCUAAACAUGGCUUGCUUAACAAUGAGUCAAUUGACAAUCAAAUCACCGACCUCAAUAAGCAGAGGCUACUUCGUGAAUUUCCCUUGCGUUUUGAUUUACCUGCUUCAAAACAUGUACACAAAUGUGAUCAAAAAAUCAAUGGUGCCGACAACUGUCAAAUGUUUUUCUUGCAUGCUAAAGAUUUAAUGAAACAUAAACAGAGUGGCACAUGUAGUUUGCAAACACAAAUUAUCUUUUGCCCCAUUUUGGGGUGUGGGUAUAUGACCGAUGGCGGGUAUGAUGAAUGGCGGGCCCAUUUGAUUGAUGCAGGACAUUGUGCGAUGACGCGAGGUGAAGCUAAGAUUGGAAAUGGUGAUGAGCCAGUUGGUGUAAGUUCACCUAUGGUUGGCGAUGACAAUGAUAGUGAUGAUGGUGAUGACGAUAUUGAAAUUAUGGAAAUAAGGUCAGUCAGUGGAUUUGAGGAUAAGUCAAAUGAUAAAGACAGAAACCCAAAUCAUGAAAUGAGACAACAGAUUCCCCCACAAAACCCAAAACCAAAUGAUGACUCACCUACAAAACGUACCUUUUUACUAAGUAAUCUCAAGGUCUUGGCCACUCGUUCGCAAGAUGAUAGAUGUCCUACCAAGUUGCCAGCUAAAACCCAAGUUGACCUGGACUAUGAUUCAAUUGAUGAAGUAUUUGAUUGA
Molecule: messenger RNA, 2616 nt
Organism: Lodderomyces margitis
Lineage: Eukaryota; Fungi; Ascomycota; Pichiomycetes; Serinales; Debaryomycetaceae
Exons: 2
Coding region: 1-2616 (871 amino acids)
Biological process (GO): mitochondrial respiratory chain complex IV assembly
Cellular component (GO): nucleus; mitochondrial intermembrane space
Molecular function (GO): histone binding; protein heterodimerization activity
Source: RefSeq, a predicted model, not a curated record